AUGCCUACUUUUUCAAAGGAUCAUAAUCAUUGUCGGCAUGUCGUUUGCACACUUUGUAUGAAAAAAAGUGAAAGAGAAAUUUCAGAAUAUUUUAUCAGUGAAAUCAAAAGAUUGAUUUCUGGCAACAUCAACUUUGAUGAUGAGAGGGUUCCACGAGGGAUCUGUGUCACCUGUAGGUUCCUGCUUAGAAAGUUAGCUUCUGGAGAUGAAGAAGUGAGUAUACCUCAACUUUAUGACUUCGAAUCCAUAUUGAUCAAACCAUCAACUCGCCAGAAAACUAAAUGUGAUUGCAUCAUUUGUCAAAUUUCAAAAACCAAAGGGAAAGGAAAGCACCCCUUUGAAAAACCAUCUCAGCAAGAAGUGCAAAAAGAAGAAAAAUCUUUUGAAAAACGAUGCACAAAAUGCCUAUCUGUCAUUGCUCGAGGACUGCCUCAUAACUGCAAAGAAGCAACACGUCGUGAAAACUUGAAAGCUCUGGCAUUGGCAGAUCCGUUAGGGGCAGAGCAAAUUGCAUCAUUCAUCGUUUCUUCCAAAGAGGUAUCUUCCGAUGGAACUAUUCUGAUUAGCCGGUUUCAUGGAAAGCCUCUUGAAAUCAGACCAGGAUCAAAUGCAACUCAGGGUCUCUCCUCAGAGCCAUUGACAACACAAGAUAUGAUUAAUAUUCAGCAAAACAUUGGACUUUCUAACAAUGGAAUGAGAAAGCUUGGGUCAGCUUUAAAUCAAAUAAGUCCUGUUCGCAUAGUUGAGGCCGAUUUUCAACAAAAAUUUGCUGCAGCUGGAACUACCCUCAAAAGUUUCUUUACAGUAACCACUUCACAGUUACCAGAAUCAAAUGAAACACGCCAUAUUGUUCACUGCACAAAUUUGGAAACCCUCAAAGAAAAUAUUGUUUCAUCCAGAGGCUUGCAAAACUCAAACUUCAUAAAGCUUGGCAUUGAUGGUGGAGGAUCAUUCUUUAAGGCAAGUUUGAGUCUUAUCAGUGAGCAUGAAGGAGAACCUCACAGUCCUGUUCAGAAGAAAUCAAAAUUGAUCACCAAAGACAACUUCAAAAACACAAGUGUUCAAAAACAAUAA
Hydra vulgaris (swiftwater hydra) is the source of this 1074-nucleotide messenger RNA. RefSeq lists its product as uncharacterized. The record is from RefSeq and is a predicted model, not a curated record. Lineage: Eukaryota; Metazoa; Cnidaria; Hydrozoa; Anthoathecata; Hydridae.